GGAUGCUUGAGUUCACGUUCAUUCCCUGCUCCUUUGAUGGAUAGGUGGCCUUCUUCGGUAGGAAGCCAAGCGACUCUGGUGCUUCUAAAUGUAAGUCAUCACACAUCCAUUUCUCUACAUGCAUGAUGCAACAGAAAUGUUUGCUACUUCGGAGAUGGAUAUGUCAAUGCCGACUAUCAUUUUACCACCAAGAUCUCUGAUCCCCUCCAAUAUAGCUGUUUGCGUUGUGGAUACUGACGUCUUUGUUCUGGCAGGUCACCCGAUGCUAGCGUACCUAAAAGGUGAUUAAUUUUUCCUAUUUUUAAGAGAAGUGAUGAGCACGAGGAUUCGGAAACUGGCUAAGCCAGCUGUCGAAAUUCACAAAUCGAUUUAUACAAUUCCAAAUGUUUCUUCUGACACACAUUCGGCUCGCUUGAGGGGAUCACUGAUACAUCCAUAUAUGCAGCACGGCAUUCCUUGCCUUAUUUUGGACUAUUCCACGCCGAGUGUCCAUGGGACGUUUGUUCUAUCCCUGUUGAAUAUGGGAUCCAUAUCAUUAUGCUAUCGGUUGUACCUAAGUAUGAUGUCCAUGAACAAUACCCAAUGAUGUCUAUCGUCUUG
Molecule: messenger RNA, 600 nt
Organism: Cantharellus anzutake
Lineage: Eukaryota; Fungi; Basidiomycota; Agaricomycetes; Cantharellales; Hydnaceae
Exons: 1
Coding region: 314-586 (90 amino acids)
Source: RefSeq, a predicted model, not a curated record